AUUUGUGCAAUUGACUAAAAAUCUCCCAGUCAACACUCUCUCACCCAAUUUCUUCAACAGAAAGGCCCCUACAAUGAAUGACUCCCAUGACCACUACUAACUUGACAAUUCUCCAAUUCAAAAAGAUAUUAUAUCCUGCAUUUCACCACCAAAUACCCAUCAAAAUUUCCCAGAAAAAUGUUCCCGAAAAUCUCCACUUUCAAGUCUUUCCAGAUUUCCCACUGUCUAAUUCUGCUUCUUUUCCUCAACACAAUCCACCACUCAAACUCUCAACCCCCCACCAAUGGCUACACCUGCACAACCACCACCAACACCAGCAACAACAUCUACCCUUGCCAAACCUAUGUACUUUACAGACCUAAACCCCCAGAAUAUCUAGACUUAGCUUCAAUUGCAGACCUCUUCAAUGUCAGCAGACUUAGCAUCUCAAAACCCAGCAACAUUUCAAACCCAUCUUUCUCUCUCCUCCCAGACCAACCCCUCUUCAUCCCCAUCACUUGUGGGUGCAACCCAGUUCGGAAUCAAACUCUCAAAUCCCUCUCCUUUGCCAGAAUGACUUACACAUUCAAACCAGAUGACACUUUUUACUUCGUUUCCACUCAUGUUUAUGGUAAUCUUACAACUUAUGAAUCUGUUGAGGUUGUAAACCCUGAACUUGAUGUUUUGAAUCUUCAAAUUGGGAGUGAUGCUUAUUUCCCCAUCUUUUGUAAGUGCCCUAACAAAACCCAGUUGGGGAAUAAUGUCACUUGCUUGGUUUCCUAUGUAUUUCAGCCUGAUGAUACUCUAGACUCUAUUGCUGAAUUGUUUAAGGUCACUAAACAGUCUAUUGCUGAUGUGAAUGCUAAUAAUCUUGGUGCUUUUGACACGGUUUUCGUACCGGUUUCGAAGCUUGUUACGCUUCAUCAACCCCCUGGUGUUAAUCAGACUAAUGCUGGUGGUAGUAAUAGUACUAAUAAUCAGACUACUGCAAUGAAUGGUAAUAGUGAUGAUCAUAAAAAGGCGGUUGUCGGAUUAGGGGUUGGAUUAGGUGUUAGUGUUCUGUUGCUUGUUUUGGUUUCUGGGUUGUUGAUUUACAGGGAAAUUGAGUAUAGGAAGAAGUUGAAGGAGAGAGAAUUGGAGGUGAUUAGUAGACCGGAGAAUGGAGGGAUGGGUGAUCAGAGAAGAAUUAUAAAGCAAUUAGAGCAGAAUUUGUUGUUGGCUGAUGUUUCUGAUACUUUGGAUAAGUAUAAGAUUUAUGAGAUUGAUGAGUUGAGAAAAGCUACUGGUGGGUUUGGUCAUAAGUUUUUGAUUCAAGGUUCUGUUUAUAAGGGUUGUAUUGAUGGCAAGGAUUUUGCUAUUAAGAAGAUGAAGUGGAACGCUUAUGAAGAAUUAAAGAUCUUGCAGAAGGUGAAUCAUGGAAACUUGGUCAGGUUGGAAGGAUUUUCCAUAGACCCUGAAGAUGCUAGUUGUUACCUGGUAUACGAGUACAUUGAAAAUGGAUCUCUAAAUUCGUGGCUACACGAGAACAAGAGAAAGUUAAACUGGAAAGCCAGACUAAGAAUUUCCAUCGAUGUUGCAAAUGGUCUACAAUACAUACAUGAGCAUACAAGACCUCAAGUGGUUCACAAAGACAUAAAGAGCAGCAACAUUCUCCUUGACUCCAAUAUGAGAGCAAAGAUUGCCAAUUUUGGAUUAGCAAGGUCCGGAUGCAAUGCUAUUACAAUGCAUAUUGUAGGAACCCAAGGGUACAUUGCGCCUGAAUAUCUGACUGAUGGUGUCGUCUCUCCAAAAAUGGACGUCUUCUCAUUUGGAGUAAUUUUGCUGGAGUUGCUUUCGGGAAGGGAGGUCAUUGACGAAGAGGGAAAAGUACUUUGGGUGAGUGCCCAUGAAAUAUGGGAGUGCAGUGAUGAGGGGGAAAAGGCAAGGAAAUUGAUGGAGUGGAUAGACAAGUUUCUACAAAAGGAAUCUUGCUCGGUUGAUGCGUUGACAAACAUUAUGACUGUGGCUGUUGCUUGUGUUAAUAAGGAUCCUUCAAAACGGCCAAGCAUGGUGGAUGUUGUAUACGCGUUGUGCAAGAGUGAUGAUCUCUUCUGUGAUAUAUCUGGAAACGAGUUUUCUUCAUCUCCUAUUACAGCAAGAUAGACCAACAAUUACAGGUUGAAAUACCUGUAUAGUUGGUUACUUUGUGUAUGAAUGUAUGAUAGCCUGCUUUUUUAGAUAUUCUUUCUUUUCCUUUCCUCUUAUUAAUUUCUCGUCUUUCUUUCCCAUCCGGUAACUUUGUGUUGUACGUGAAGAUCACAUUUUUUGUAUUUGACAAGGGAAAAGAGAACUCAUGGAGUCAUAGAGGGUCCGUUACAAUACUUGAAAUAAGUUCGAUCGCUUUGAUAUGUGAAUAGUGUAAUUUCUCUAUGGCAUUUUGUAACACUUCUGUUGUUUGAAAGGGAUUCUUUAACAGAGCAUAAAUUAUGCAUUAUGCA
This is a messenger RNA of Spinacia oleracea (spinach), 2456 nucleotides long. RefSeq names its product serine/threonine receptor-like kinase NFP. The transcript has 2 exons. Lineage: Eukaryota; Viridiplantae; Streptophyta; Magnoliopsida; Caryophyllales; Amaranthaceae. Bases 178 to 2121 code for a protein of 647 amino acids. Gene Ontology annotation, biological process: protein phosphorylation. The record is from RefSeq and is a predicted model, not a curated record. Gene Ontology annotation, molecular function: ATP binding; protein kinase activity.